AUGUCCAGUAACAAAGGCCGUCAACCGGUACACCAAGGAACUGAACGUGGUAACGUUUCUUGCCUGCAUUUCGACUAUGAAGGAGUCAAAGUAGCUACGAAAGGAUUUAACAAGACCAAUAAAUUGGGCGAAGGUGGGUUUGGUCCUGUAUUCAGAGGAGAACUACUUUCUACUGAUGUAGCUAUUAAAGUACUGCGUAGGACAAAACCAGGCGAUAAAGGAGCAUCUGAUUUAGCCGAUGAGCAGUUUGAUGCUGAAAUCCAAAUACUUUCAAAGUUUCGUCAUCCAAAUCUUGUGACAUUACUUGGUUAUUCAAAUGAUCCAGGUUUACCAAGGUGUCUCAUUUAUGAGUUUAUGGUCAAUGGAACGUUAGAAGAUGCACUGGAUUUUGGA
Molecule: messenger RNA, 393 nt
Organism: Amphimedon queenslandica
Lineage: Eukaryota; Metazoa; Porifera; Demospongiae; Haplosclerida; Niphatidae
Product: probable serine/threonine-protein kinase PBL23
Exons: 3
Biological process (GO): protein phosphorylation
Molecular function (GO): ATP binding; protein kinase activity
Source: RefSeq, a predicted model, not a curated record